Messenger RNA from Austrofundulus limnaeus, 1448 nucleotides. Its product is annotated as calcineurin B homologous protein 3. Lineage: Eukaryota; Metazoa; Chordata; Actinopteri; Cyprinodontiformes; Rivulidae. The record is from RefSeq and is a predicted model, not a curated record. Gene Ontology annotation, molecular function: calcium ion binding.
CUACUGGAUGGCUUUGAGAUCGAAUCAAAAAUGAGCAUUCGCUUUUUAAACAUGGAUACAACGACCCUGUGUAAGUGAGGAGUUACAGUCAAAUAUGCAAUCACUUUAAGGAAAGCUUUAAAAAUGGCAACUAUGCCUUCACAGGCUUCUUGUUUUUCUGUAGUUACUGACUCUAGGCCUUGCCCAACAUUCAGCAACUAUGCAAAGGUGUGCAAUGUAAAUGUAGCGGAUCAGUUUACUUUUAUUGCAAGCAAUAAUGUUCUCUCACUGUGAAAAGCUACACAAAGCUCUGACAGAAAAAAACAUGCAUACACGUAAUGCUUGAAGAAUAUUUAGUAUUUCUAUUCUUUUUAUUGAUCACAAAUGUAAAGGUUUGUCUUGCAGAUGAUGUUUAUACUAUACUGUUCUGAUACAUUCUCAAUAAUCCCAGUUAAAAAAUCUAAAAAGGGUGAGUCAGGUCCUGAAGAAUUCUUUUGAACAAAAGACAACAUCUUUCAAUAAAGAACCCGUCCAGAGGACCUGACUCAACCUUGUUAGAGGUUAGGGGUGUACCGAUGCUAGUUUUUUCUCAAACCAAGUACUUUGUUUGGCUACUCAAUGAUACUGAGUUGUACUUACUGAGUUAGAACUUAAACAUUACACAAUGAUUACAAAAACACUUUGCUGUUAUUUAGAACCUGGUACUAAAUAAGAUAUCAGAUGAGAUGGAGGUGAGCGGAUCGAUCCAAAUAAUGAUACUAACCUUGAGUCAUGCUGUUUAAAUAUAGUAGAUCCACAUGUCUUCAGCUACAGAACUGAAGUCCAGUUUGCUUUGCCUUUUUUGUAUUUAUUUAUUUAUUAAUUUUCCAUGUCCUGGAUGACUGAGAGUCCACAGAAACACAAUAGUAACAUUGCUGUUGAACCGUAUUGACACUAAAAUUACUGGACUGAUACUAUAAUUAGUUUUACUUCCAGCUCGUCGCUUUGUUCCAUAAAUACAUGCUGCACCAGAGCAGCAGACCAGGGGCAGAUUCAAAUGUAAACGAUGAACUAAACAAGCAUGUCAAAUAAUUAUUUAACCUAUGUUUGUUACCAAGUAGCAUCUAUGUUUACUCCUGAAAACAGCACACUGAAUGUGAUGUCACAUCAUCUUCUGUGCACACAGGCUGCAUUCACACUGGAGUCUAAAGGUGGUCACAUUCAAAAAUAUAAAUGUUUCUUUAUACGUUCACGCAAAAAACAACUGGUAUCAGUUCUGGGUAUUGAGGCAUUUUGAACAAGUACAAGUACUUUAAAAAAUACUGGUAUCGUGCUUAAUACCGAUACCAGUAUCUAUAUCGGGACACCAUUAAUUUAUACUAUGAUAUAAAGCCCUUGUGUGUUUGUGUGUGUGUGUGCACGUGCGUGCGUGCUUGUUUUAUCAGACUUGUGUGCAUGCUUGCACAAAUAAACCUGUGAAUCAAGCUUCA